Messenger RNA from Morus notabilis, 1383 nucleotides. Its product is annotated as disease resistance protein RPM1. The coding region runs from base 1 to 1383 and encodes 460 amino acids. The record is from RefSeq and is a predicted model, not a curated record. Lineage: Eukaryota; Viridiplantae; Streptophyta; Magnoliopsida; Rosales; Moraceae. Gene Ontology annotation, biological process: defense response to other organism. The transcript is spliced from 3 exons.
AUGGCUAGUUUAAUGUUGACGAAGGACAAGGAAGCGUUAGAAUGGCAGAAACUACUCGAAAACUUCUAUUCUCAGCUUGAGUCCAAUCCCCAUCUUGGAAAUGUUUGUCAAAUCCUUGCUCUUAGUUUCGAUGAUCUGCCUUGCCUAUUAAAACCAUGUUUCUUGUAUUUUAGCAUCUUUCCGAAAGACUCUUUGAUUCCUAAUGACAAACUGUUCAAGUUGUGGAUUGCUGAAGGUUAUAUACAAGAAAAGGGUGGGAAGACAUUAGAAGAAGUUGCUGAAGAAUACAUGAAUGAGCUCGUUCGCAGAAACCUGGUUCAAGCAUGUGAAGGGUUUUAUUGUCUAGAGAAAUUUUGCCGAGUCCAUAGCUUGAUGCAUGACAUUGCCCGUAAAAAGGCCGAAGAAUUUAGUUUCUGUCAGAUUCAGGAAGACGUGAACUCCAAUUCUAGAGGAAAAGUUCGUCGACUAUUAAUUUCUGAUAUUGUGGUAGAGAAUGCUCUGGAGAUAUUUGAAGACUCUCAGCUUCGUUCUGUUUUUCUGCGCAACAUUGCGGCACUUAGCAACUCGUCUUUGGUUACCUUGUUUGGAAAAUAUAAGCUUUUGACAUUGUUGGAUUUUGAAAAUACUCCACUUGAACGUCUCCCAAAUGAAGUGGGGAAUUUGAUAUAUCGGAAGUACUUGAGUUUAAAGAAUACACAAGUGAAGAUGCUUCCGAGGUCUGUAGGCAAGCUUUGCAAUCUACAGACGUUGGAUAUUAGAAACACAUUAUUGAUUGAGCUGCCAAUAGAGAUCAAUAAGCUUCAAAAUCUUCGCCACCUUUUAGCUAGUGGUCAUGACAAAAAGGUUAGAUUGGAUUCAACCCGAGGUGUGAGGAUAAAGGAAGGAAUUGGUUUCUUAGAGAACUUGCAGACAUUAAUGACUGUGGAAGCUCAUCAUGUGGCAUAUGAUGGUGACAAACUGCAUUUUGAGGAAGGUGCUUUUAAAAAACUCAAGCUGCUUGUUCUCAGAGAAUUGCAUGGACUAAAGGUACUGGAAAUAGAUGAAGGUGCCUUGCCCCUUCUCGAAGAGUUGAGAAUUGGUCCUAGCCCGCUUCUAAAGGAGGUGCCCUUUGGAAUUCAACACUUGAGAAAUCUCAAAGUUCUUGCAAAUUACAGCAUGCCAAGUGAAUUUGUUCUUAGUAUGCAACCAGAUGGGGGGUCGGAUUAUAGGAAGGUUGAGCAUGUACCAUCUGUCCUUUUCUGGUACAGAGUUCAGGAAAGAAGCUAUAUUUCGUACAAGCUUGGAGAGCCGGCCUUGUUGGAACAUUUGCAAGUGAUGCUGAAGAAGACGUGGCCUCAGUCUCAACCUCAACUGCAAUUGGCCCAUGGAAUGACUGUCGGAUGA